Molecule: messenger RNA, 1244 nt
Organism: Clarias gariepinus (North African catfish)
Lineage: Eukaryota; Metazoa; Chordata; Actinopteri; Siluriformes; Clariidae
Gene: cryaa
Product: crystallin, alpha A
Exons: 3
Coding region: 116-637 (173 amino acids)
Biological process (GO): response to heat; protein refolding; lens development in camera-type eye
Molecular function (GO): protein folding chaperone; structural constituent of eye lens
Source: RefSeq, a predicted model, not a curated record
CUCCUGUCUACUCUUGGACCCUUCCCCUGCGCUUACUCUCUUUAAGCAUACUCUUUCGAAGGGUGGCCAAAGCAAAGGCUCAAAAUUGGACCAAGAUUGACCAAGCUGAGAAGUUAUGGAUAUUGCCAUCCAAUACCCGUGGUUCAGACGUACCCUGAGCAAUCCCUCUCGACUCUUUGACCAGUUCUUUGGAGAAGGUCUGCUUGAUCAUGACCUCCUCCCCUUUACUGCCUCCACCAUCAGCCCUUCCUACCGACACUCUCUCUUCCGCAGUUUUUUGGACUCCUCCAACUCUGGCAUUUCCGAGGUGAGGUCUGACAGAGACAGAUUCAUGGUUUACCUGGAUGUGAAGCACUUCUCCCCAGAGGAACUCAGAGUUAAGGUAGCAGAUGACUAUGUGGAGAUUCAUGGCAAGCAUGGAGAAAGACAGGACGACCAUGGCUACAUCUCACGGGAGUUCCACCGCCGCUACCGUCUACCCUCCAACGUCGAUCAGGCAGCCAUCACUUGUACGCUGUCAGCUGAUGGCCUGCUCAGCUUCUGCGGCCCCAAAACAGGCGGAUCAGAAUACGGGCGUGGAGAUCGCACCAUUCCUGUCACCCGCGAUGACAAACCCAACCCUGCUGCUUCCUCUUAGACAAGUGGAUUAGUGGGCAUGAGCAUGGCUCAGCAGGGGGUGUAAUUGUUGAGAUUAUUAUAAUCUAUAAUCUAUCAAUGGGAGAAACAGAUUAAGAGGAAUGGAUGGCUUCUAAUCGGAAAGUUCUUUCAAAUCCAACCACUUCAGAAUAAAACCAAGAAAACAAGAAAACUUUGACUUCCAAGUCAAACAAGAAAAAUAAGUUAGGUUACAAAACAGGUUUUUGUUAAGUAGGUCUGAGAUUCGCAGGAGUUUCUAUUUAGAACCAUCCAACCUCCUAACUGGUCUUCCUGUGUCUGAUCCUUUCUAUUUUUAGCUUGUAUGUCACUUGAUUUUUUUUCUCUGCUCUUUCUCCUCUAACCUUGUUUUACUGGAACGCCCCUCACCUUAGACAUCUACUAAAAAUAUCAUCUCAAUAAAUCUCUAUUAUUAACCAAAGCAAAAAAAAAAAAAUUGCUUGUUUUUUUUCCUCCAAUCUUCGUGCUGACAGGAAUGAAAUCCAUUGUUUUUCACCACUGUUCUUCUCAUUGCUUAAGUCUUCCCAUUGUCAAAGCUAGCACAUUCGAAACUAAUCUGAGGGUUAAGAAGAGAUUUGCUGACAACUAGA